AUGAUCGCCGUCUGUUUGUUCUCCGUCAUCGAACUCAAAAGUUUCCGUAGCGUCUGCCGUUCUUGGCGCUCCUCCGCUUUCGACAAUCCUUUCCGGAGCCGACCUCUCAUCGAGCUCAAACUCCUCGACCCAACUGAAAAUGCCUCCCAACAAGGAAACGCGUUCCUCUCAGGUGCCGCCUUCUUCUUCCGCGUCACUCCCUCCUCCUCGCCGAACCAAGGGUGGCUGAUCAAAUCCGACACCGAUCUCAACUCGGGGAAAUUUCGUCUUCUCGACCAUUUCUCGCGCAUCCCUUUGAAACACAGGUGCAAGAGCAUCAAUCUCUUGCGUUUCAAUGUCUCCGAGAUUCAAGAAGCCUACGUGGUUCACGACAGGCGCAUGGACGAACCAGAUCCCGGAUUCAAAAGAGUGGUUCUUGCCACCGUCCAAGGAGGAGAUCAUGCUUUGGGAGUCGGCUGGGACGGGAGGAUCAGGUUUUGGAGUGGUCGAAUCUGGACCAUACUCAAAGACCAGCUUGCUGAGUUCACCGACGUUGUAAUCCACGGAGGGCUAACUUACGCCUUGGCUUCGGAUGGGUCAGUUUGGUGGAUAAGCUCCUCUCUUUCCAUCUUCAAGUACGGACCACCAUUAGAUGAAAGCAUCACUGAGGGUGAUACCUUGGAUCCUAAUGUUUUUUAUGUUUGCGCUGUCGACGAUGAUGGGAACCAGAUAGGCGAAACAUCUCCCAAAACGAUCGGUUUCAAGGUUUACAAGAUGGAUGAGGAUAUGGGGAAAUGGGUUGAAGUUAAGUCAUUGGGAGACGACGCCUUUGUGAUGGCUACCGAUACUUGUUUCUCGGUUUCGGCCGGUGAGUUCCAUGGAUGUUUAAAAAAUGCAAUCUACUUCGCUGACAAGGAAUGUAAGAUCAGGGUGUUCAAGCUUGAAGAUGCUAGUAUCACAAGAGCCACCAGUACCGAGCAGAACUGUUUCAAAAUGUUUGCUCCAAGCUUUUUCUGA
Molecule: messenger RNA, 996 nt
Organism: Thlaspi arvense
Lineage: Eukaryota; Viridiplantae; Streptophyta; Magnoliopsida; Brassicales; Brassicaceae
Source: the annotation of a GenBank genome assembly